Molecule: messenger RNA, 717 nt
Organism: Penicillium soppii
Lineage: Eukaryota; Fungi; Ascomycota; Eurotiomycetes; Eurotiales; Aspergillaceae
Exons: 2
Coding region: 1-717 (238 amino acids)
Source: RefSeq, a predicted model, not a curated record
AUGGCCAGUGAGAUGGCCAGUGAGAUGGCCAGUGAGAUGGCCAGUGAGAGAAACAGCCCAGCCCAGGGCCCAGCCCCAACAUAUAGGUCGGAGCCCAUGGAAGAUAUCCAGUACGGUUCAAUUGAGGCCAGCCACGAUGCCCAAGGACCGAGGCCAUCAUCGAGCGAUUCGGAGGCCAGUGGCCAGCGCAGUGAUAGCGAAUCGACUACAUUUCGAUCCCAAGUUCGAUCCACCAGUCCAAUGUAUCGGCGGAGUGUUGAACCAGGCAGGCACCACUUAGCCGCGCCAGAACGGCCGGUGCAGUCAUCAGGGCAUUCAGGAUCAUCAUUUCCCGCCCAGCUCAGCCAUUCAGCCCAGAUCAGCCAAUCACGCCCAGCAGCCCAGCUAGGCCAUUCAGGCCAUUCAGGCCAUUCAGGCCAUUCAGCCAUUCAGCACAGCUCAGCCAUUCACACCCAGCAGGUCAUUCACGCCCAGCAGCCCAUUCAGGCACAGCAGCCCAUUCAGGCACAGCAGCCCAUUCAGGCACAGCAGCCCAUUCAGGCACAGCAGCCCAUUCAAGCACAGCAGCCCAUUCAGCCCAGCUCAGCCAUUCAGCCCAGCCAGGCCAUUCAGGCCGGCAAGACCCGUUAUUACCCGCAAAUUCAGCUCCGUCCAUACCAACAGAGGCCGCCCAACGGUUUCAACGCCAGGACCGAGAGAGAGAGGCAGCCCGGGUGA